Messenger RNA from Ziziphus jujuba (common jujube), 943 nucleotides. RefSeq names its product protein SHI RELATED SEQUENCE 1. Gene Ontology annotation, cellular component: nucleus. Gene Ontology annotation, molecular function: DNA-binding transcription factor activity; DNA binding. Bases 239 to 943 code for a protein of 234 amino acids. The record is from RefSeq and is a predicted model, not a curated record. NCBI's taxonomy places the organism in Eukaryota, Viridiplantae, Streptophyta, Magnoliopsida, Rosales, Rhamnaceae. Gene Ontology annotation, biological process: positive regulation of DNA-templated transcription. The transcript is spliced from 2 exons.
ACAACAGCAAUACCCCCUGAAAGAACCAAAAAAAACAAAAAAAAAAAAAAUCUUGAGAGGAAAAAAAAAAAAAAAACCCAUAGCUUUCUUUCUUUCUUUCUUUUUCCUAGUUAGAAAGAGGAAAAAGCAACAAAAACAAGAAAAAAAUGGACUAGUAUAUGUAUAGGAACUAGUUUGUUAAUGGUGGUGUGAUCAUAUAUAUUUAUCUAUGUAUAUGAAGUUACUAUGAAAAGAGAAGAUGAUCCAAGGAGGAGGAUUUAUGAUAGGUUCAAGAUGCCAAGAUUGUGGAAACCAAGCAAAGAAAGAGUGUGUUUACAUGAGGUGCAGAACUUGUUGCAAAAACAAAGGGUUUCUUUGCCAAACCCACGUUAAAAGCACUUGGGUCCCUGCCUAUCGGAGACGCCAGAGACACCACCAAAACCACCACCACCAUAACCUUCUUCAACCCCAUCACAACCCUAAAAGGCACAGACAAGACCAACAACAACAACAUCCCCUUUCAGCAGGGUUAGAGGAGGCAAAUUUCCCGCCUGAAGUGAACUCCAUGGCUACAUUUCACUGUGUAAGAGUGAGCUCUGUAGAGGAUAGUAUCGACCAGUAUGCUUAUCAGACCAGCGUGCAUAUUGGAGGCCAUAUCUUCAAGGGUAUUCUCUAUGAUCAAGGUGCUUGUGAUGAAAAUUGUUACACCGCCGCCGGUGAAAGUUCCUCCGGCACCGGUGGCGUCCUCGAUCAGCAGCCUAAUUUCGUUAAUGCUGUUGCCCUAACCGGUUCGGGUACUACUGCCGCCAGAACCUCCGCGGUUUCAGCUUUUGCUUCUGCUUCUGCUUCUGCAUCUGGUGGUGGUGCUCAUGAACAAUUACAAUUUAUUAAUGCUUCAUCGUAUUCCUUUCCUCUUGAUGCUUCUUUCUCUGGUAUGCAAUUUUUCCCAAAUCGAAAAUCUUAA